CUGUCAUCUUCAACAUCUUAUUAUUAUCACCUCCGGACAAUGAGCUGCUCCACCCUGAGUGACUUUCUACACCCGCUGUCGGGUUUAAAAAACACUUUUCCGGGCGAAUUCCAGUGACGUGGAGGAAGAAGGAAGGAGGAAGGAGAGUCUGCAAAGCUUUGAUUUCACAUUCACACGGAUUACUUCUUUUGUUUGUUGUUGUUGUUGCCCUGAGGUGGAGAUAAAAACAAACAAACAACUAAAUCCGUCCUGGUUACAACACAAACCAGCCAGUUAGCGAUGUUUAUUUGUGGCCGGAAAGUAUUUUCCAGUGUUUACAACUUCCAAAGUGGGACUCUUUCCUGGUUCGAGUGCUGCAACGGGAACAUUAGCUAACACAGACUAGCUCAGAUUAGUGUCUCCGUGUUUUUUUUGUUCACUAAAUAGAUAGAUAGACAUUAAAAAGAGUUUGCAAGUCAGCUGUUGAUUCUUGCACCUUGUAGACACCGCGCUGGGUUUUCUACGCACCCGGGAGACACGAAGAAGAAGAAGAAGAAGAAACACCCUCCUCUUGUCAGUGCAGUCACGUUGAUUUGAUCCAUUGAUCGGAUCGUUAUUGGGGUGUUUUUUUUAAAGCUGAUUUAAGGGGGAAGAAGAAGAAGAAGAAGAAGAAGAAGAUGUCGGGCCAGUCUAUCACGGAUCGGAUCGCAGCAGCUCAGCACAGCAUGACCGGGUCUGCGAUCAGUAAGGCUGUGUGCAAAGCCACCACACAUGAAGUGAGCGGACCCAAGAAGAAACACCUGGACUAUCUGAUUCACUGCACCAACGAGAUGAACGUGAACAUUCCCCAGCUGGCCGAUACGCUGUUCGAGCGCACGGCCAACUCCAGCUGGGUGGUGGUCUUCAAAGCCCUGAUCACCACCCACCACCUCAUGAUGUACGGCAACGAGCGUUUCAUCCAGUAUCUGGCCUCCAGAAACACUCUGUUUAACCUGAACAACUUCCUGGAUAAAGGAGCUCUGCAAGGUUACGACAUGUCGACCUUCAUCAGACGAUAUAGCCGCUACAUGAACGAGAAGGCCAUGUCCUACAGACUGGUGGCUGUGGAUUUCACAAAGAUGAAGAGGGGGAUUGACGGUGUGAUGCGCACCAUGAGCACAGAGAAGCUGAUCAAGACGCUGCCCAUCAUUCAGAACCAGCUGGAUGCUCUGCUGGAUUUCCAGGCCAACCCUAACGAGCUGACCAACGGAGUGAUCAACUCUGCCUUCAUGCUGCUCUUCAAAGACUCCAUCAGGCUGUUUGCUGCUUACAAUGAAGGGGUCAUCAACCUUUUGGAGAAAUACUUUGACAUGAAGAAGAACCAGUGCAAAGACGCGCUGGACAUCUAUAAGAAAUUUCUUUACAGGAUGACCAAGCUGUCGGAGUUCCUCAAAGUGGCCGAGCAAGUUGGAAUAGAUCAGGGUGACAUCCCAGAUCUCUCACAGGCCCCCAGCAGCCUUCUGGAGGCUUUGGAGCAGCAUUUGGCCUCUCUGGAGGGCAAAAAGACCAAGGAGUUAAAUGCAGACACCAGAGCGUCCACCCUGUCCAGCGCUGUCUCGUCCCUCUCCUCCACCGGCAUGUCGUUCAGCCGCAUGGACGAGAAGGAGAAGCAGCAGGCCCUGGAGGAGGAGCAGGCCAGACUGCAGGCUCUUAAGGACCAGCGGCUGAAGGAGAUUGGCGUGCAUACUCCGCCCUCCGCCUCCCCCAGCAGUCAGUCGAUAGGCAGCGCCAACAACAACCACAUCGCACCGACACCAGAGCUGUUCAGCUCUGCGCUGUCUGCCAACAGUGUGCCCAAUCUGAACAGUGACCUGUUUGAUCUUCAGCCGGCCUUCAUCCCCGCUGUGCAGAGCAAUCCUUCCAUCUCCAACGCCAACAGUGCCUGGGGAGGAUUGGAGAGCCAGCAUCUGCAGCAGACCACCCCGGCCAUGACUGUAGAUUUCGAUGCUGUGUUUGGGAAUAAGACAACGCCAAGUAACAACGGCACACAACCUGCAGCCGGUUUCGAUGCUCUUGGCGACCUGUUGAAGCCCACGAUUCCCACGCACUCUGCACCUCCUCCUCCUCAAAUGGCCAUCCAUCCCGGAGGAAAGCUGCUAGCCAACGACCUCGACUCCUCUCUGGCCAACCUCGUGGGCAAUCUGCAGUUCGGUGGGACCCCGGCCAAGAAGCCAGAGAUGCAGUGGAGCCAGUCCGGGGAGAAGAAGCUGACGGGGGGCCAUAACUGGCAGACUAAGACCAUGUCGACCACACAGUGGGGCCCCGCGCCCAUGGCCCCGCAGCCUAUGCCUGUACAACACGUGAAUGGAAUGUUCUAUACUAGUUAUGCUCCAGCCCCCAUGGCUUUUCCCAUGACCACACCGCAAGUGCCUGUGUAUGGAAUGGUCCCUCCCCAGAUGGGUCAGAUGGGCGGGGUACCGAUGAUGGCUCCUCAGCCAAUGAUGUAUAACCAGCCUGUUCUCAGACCCACCAACCCCUUCGCACCCAUGCCGGGAGCCCAGGUCAGCUAUCCUGUAUUUGUGACUUCAUACACACAAAACGAUACCUUUGCUACUGAAAAGAUGCAGUUUAUGUAAUCCAGUCAGGGGGGGAAGCAGAGUGCCAAAAGCGACAAACAAACAAACACACAGAAGAAGAAAACACACAAGAGGAACGAUCAGACGGACGGACGGAGGGAGGAUUUAAUCAAACUAAAAUGACUAAGUGACAGUCAAGAUAACCAACCAACACCAAAAACAGCGGAAAGAGGAGAAGAAGACCGAAGAGCGGAGCAGGGGGCGGAGGGCGGGGAAGAGGUCAUCUUUACUGGUCGUUGUCUGAAACAACUUCUUGCCUGUGUGUGUGUGUGUGUGUGUGUGUGUGUGUGUGUGUGUGUGUGUGUGUGUGUGUGUGUGUGUGUGUGUGUGUGUGCGCAUGUGUGCCUGUGUUGCUACUUUCUGUUUGAUAAGUUUUUAAAUCCUAUCGAUGGAGUGAUGAUUCAGAAGACUGAAUACAGACGAGAGAGAAAGAUAAGAGGGAGGAUGACGGAGGAAGAGGGGAUCAUACCUCUGGUUUAGCUUGUUAGAGUUCUGCUGCAGAAUUAGCUUUAUUUCAAACUGGUGCUAUUUUGUCCCCUUCGGCUCACCGUCCGCCUGCAACGGCACAUCGGGAGGUCAUAUAGGGGGACAAGUGUUUAAUGUGCGUGAGUGUGUACUGUAAAGAAAUGAACAGCAGUUGUUUCAGACAACCGACCUCCCCCUUCGUUUGCCACCUGCGUCCACAAUUGUCCAAUCAACGAGACAUUAUCCAAAACGUCUCAAGUGUGUUUCCCGCGGUUUUCCCCUCUUUUGGGAUAUCUUUGUAUUUUUCGAUCUGUUUUCUUCUGCCGCCUCUCCUGAAUGUUUGCGGGGCUUGUACAGCGAUUUGUUAAACCAUUUGUUGAUAGUAGUUGAGCGUUUGUUGUUAAGAGUUAAAGUCUUUGUUACUCAUACUGCGUUUUUUUCUUCUCCCGAAGCUACAAGUACACACAGGGAAAAACAGGGUUAAACGCUAACAAUGCUAGCAAGCUACAAAGUCGUCUAAAUUGGAUUCAAAACAACAUUUGGGAUAUUUUUCUCAAGACCUGGUCACAACACGAAUUGGUACGGUGAAAGUCAACCAUGUGUUUUUAAGAAACGUAUAGUUUUUAGAAGAACGCUAAUGCAGUGACGACCUCUGACGCUAGCUAAACUACUGUAGCUGUUAAGCUAGCCUGCCAAGGACAUGCUUGGCUAGUCAGUCUGAACUUCUCUCUGUUUUCUUUUCACUGUGUCAUAUAUGGCACUCUCUUCUCAAGAUUGUACAUUUAAGUUAAAACAGAGUUAUUAAAAGGAGGGAGUGAAAGUAUUUUAGCUAGCUAGUGUUCUAACUAGCAUGCUAAAUAAGAUGUAUUUUUAGUUUUGGUAGCUAACAGGACAAUAUGUUCACACAUACUUUGUUUCUACAAACCAUUCCUCAUUUGUUGAGCCAUUUAUGCUCCAAAGAGGUGAGAUACAACUGCAAGGGGCUUCUUAGCUAGUAAGCUAGCUUUGUCCAUUCUUAGCUCUCCGUGUGACCCAAGUUAAGAGCAGUCAGAUGGAGUUAACCAAAGUUGGACUACUGAAAAGAUAAUUUGCCCAAAUACAUUUUGCCCCAUAUUUUUUUUGCCCCGAGUUUAUCAUCGUGUUAAAGAGUCAGCAGCGUGCUUGAAGUGUAAUUAGCCCGCUAACUGCCUGUUAGCCCCUGGUUGACCUUGUGUGUAUCUGUUCUUCAUGUCCUCAUCAGCUCACCAAUCGGAUUCAGACCUCUUCGGUUUCUAAAUAAAGCGCUUUUUCAUCAGGUCCACCCUUUAGAGAGGUCCAUAUUAUGUGCCAGUGAUUGAUGACAGCAGCACUGAGUGAGUGAUUAAAAAGUUACUGAAUCAAGUUGAAUUCACUUUAAAUUGCACUGAAUCAAAGAGAGUGGCUUUAAGUGCACCUCUGUCUGCAGAGAAGCCAAAUGACUAUGAACUUUUGGCAUCCCCCUCGCUCCCUUGGUUCCAGGUUAAUUUAGGGAUCAUAUUUGACUUUUUUAAGAGGUCAAAGGCCGUUCCUCAGCCAAAGCAUCCGUCGCCACGAGUUUGACUGUUGGGGACAUGUGUCCAUAUGCAUUUUUAUUGUGUGUUCACGUGUGUGCUAACACAUUUAUGUGUUUGUUUUCCAUUGAGGGCUAUUUUCUGAGGGUCAAAUUGCGUCAAAUUUCGAGCCAAAAUUUGAGCCAGAAAGUUUGACGUGAAAAUGUGCUUGUUUGUUUUUUGUAAAAAAAAAAAUCAAAUUUUGUUGCAAAAUGCACAUGCAAAAAUUUUGCACUGAAGUGACUAUCCUGCCGUAACGGAGCUGUCGCCAGUUAACCUGGCGAGGGAAAAAGUUAAGAAAGAGAUCUGUAGGGAAUUAUUUCAGUUUUUACAACAAGAAGUUUGUCUAAUCUACCAGCCACUGUGGCAGGUAACUCAAAGUUAUUUUCCUGCCAUUCUAACAACUUGAAACUUUUUGUAGUCCCUUCCCUGACCCCUCCCCCGUCCAGUGUCUCUAUCCCGAUCAUCACGAUAGUCCGAUUGAAAUCUCUAGAAUCUCGCCUCUCAACUCUGUCUAGUUGGUCUAUCUCUAAAAAGCUUUUUAGCCUGCUUCGUCACUGUUUGAUAUGUGUAGAUAUGUAAAAAACAAAUAGUGAUACUAACAAGUUUCUGUCUAGAUUGUCUGCACCCACCCAUCACUGUUGCUGUUGGAUAGAUAUUGCUGUUAGAUGCUUCUUGUUGCAGUCUUGUGUUAGCCUAGCCUUUCCUCGUAGUAUCCUCUUGCAGUAGGUUUCCCACCUUGUCUUCACCACUGAAAACGUCUCUUAACUAAAGCUCUAUUAUCUCUCUUGGUGUCUCUGUCUUUUAGCUGUAGACGAAACCUUUCCGAGGCUCCCGGGCUCAGGCUUUGUGGUCCGCUCUUCGCUCGCUUCGAGUGCGCUCUUUCUUCUCACUAUUAGCAUCGCUCCAGUGUCUGGUAGAUAAGUUCCUCGACAUCCCCCCCCCCCCCUCCUCCUCCUCGACAACAUCAGCCAUCCUCACAACUCGUUAUGAUGUCAGCAGCCUAUAAACAGUCUCUGAUUGGACUGUUGAGCCUAGACAGCGAAUCAGAUAGCUUGGAUAUUCAGGUUUUUGUGACAUAAUGGGGACUUUGCUGCCAACAGAACAAUGGAUCCCACCACGGUUUUAGAACGAAACAUUAGCUAAAUGCUAAUAUUUAUGAAGACUCCUGUAUAUGAAUACAGAAUCUUAAGGAUAACCAUCCGUUUGAAGAAGUUGCUAGUCAGACUGUAAACAUUGACCAGCCCACAAAACAAGAAACAUUCGCCCAGAAAUCAUUUUUGCCUUUCCAAACAAUCACUGACUACAACAGAAAUCUGGAUACGAUGGUUAUCGUUCCCAGAGAGUUCAUUCUAGUCAGAUGACAGCCAGUGUUUCCAAGAUUGGCUUGUAGAUUUCAGCAGCAUCCCGACGGUUUGUCUGCUCAAACGGGAACACUGACUUGACUUUCAACCAGCUGUUGUCCAAUGGUAGUUUGUAUAAUGCAUCCAGUUAGACCAAAUGUGGAAAGUAGCAAGGGGAUCCACUAAUGGUUGUUGAUCUAAACUUCAGCUCUGGAAGCUGGUUCUAAAGAAUCAAAUGGUUUGACGUUGGUACUUGGGUCCCUCCAAAACUUUUUCAGAAAACCUUAUCCUGGGCUGUGUUCUACAUUCAUGUCAUUCAAUUGGACUUCUCAGUCCCCUUAAAGUCCAUCUCUUCUUAAGUCCCCUUUUACUAUUGGGAUUCCAAGUUAUUAAACCAAGAGCCAAUCAGAUAGUUGGAUUUCACGGUUUGUUUGGUUACACAUAAGAGACUUUAUUGGCCAGCGGAUGGAAACGUUUUGUUAUUUCUUGAAUGAGUCAGGUUCAGCGUUUGGGGGACGCUGGUUUGGAGACGAGUUUUAGUCUGCCCUUCCAGUCACUUUGACGGACAACUAUGUUUAAGAUUUCUAUCCUAUUAGCAAAAAUUGCUAUUACCAAGAAAACGAAUCACCAGAACUUUGGUUUGUUACCCUGAUAGUAAGGUCAUGUAUUGGUUGGAGUAUUUUCUCGAGUUCAGCCAAAACAUCUCGUGUCAUUGAACAGUAAACUGUUCCGACCUGUUGACAACAUAAACUCUCACAAGAUGUCAAGGGAGCUUUCCAACCCUCAGAACCUUCCCCUUUCAGGGCCGGAAACCCAAACACCUUUUCUGCUAUUGGAUUCAAACUCCUUCAACUAUUUUCUUAAUGGACAUCUGGCGAUUUGGCUCCAAAAAUGACUUCUAAUUAUGGCUCUUUUAUUUUCGGGGACAGCUGUCUCACUGUCUCCAAUCUUGUGUGAUGAAUUGGCACUUUAGAAAAAGAGACGCCAUCAUUGUGGGCACUGAUCCAGAAUCAGAUCAUGGUCACCCUGGAUCUUAAAAAAACAAUGAAUCAUAUCAGGUCUUAACCUGCAGAUGUGAUCGUUCCUGAUGUUUUUUAAUGACCUCUUUAGAAUACAAAACGUGUCGGCUUUGGUGUGAAGGACGGUGAAGUCAGUGCCAGGAUGUUCUUCUCAUCUGAAGACAUUUCCUGCUUCUUUCGGACAACAGAGAUUUUUCUUCUUGAUCAGUUUUUUUUGUUUUCAUUUUGUUUUUUCUCUGCAUGGUAAUCCUGCCUGUUGCAACGAGGUCGUCUUUGUCCGUGUGUCUCAAGUGAUUUGGUCGGAUAUCUUCAGAUGGAGAGAGGCUGCUGUGGUUUCUGUGGAGUCCCAUAAACGUUACUGGCUUGUGUCCUCAUCUCUUUAGCAUUGAUGUAACUGCCGGUAAUUAUCACAGUUUCAUCAUGUAGGUCAUUUUGUCACGGUAUUUCUCCUGGGAGGGAUUUUUUAUUUUUAUUUUUUCCAGAGUAUGCAGGCCCUCUUUUUUUUUUUUUUUUUGGCGACUCCCUUUUCCUCAAAUUCCGACUCUUUCUCAUAUUUAUGUCUGGGAAUUUCCCUGGACAACCACAGGUUUUUUUUUCUUCCUUUUUUUCUUCUUUUGGGAACAAACCAGGCAAACCUUUAAAAAGCUGCUACCACUUCUCUCUGCAUUGUUGUAGCAUGAAUUUAGGUGGAGACGAGUACACGGAUGAACCUUGAUGUCAUUUUAAAAUGUUCUCUUCUAAGGCCAAGUGUAUCAAACAUUCAGAGAGCAGACUCGUCUCUCUCUCUCUCUUUCUGGGGUCAGUGAGUGCAUGGUUGUAACGUUGUCAAUGUUUGUUGUCCUGUUCUCUCCAAAAAAACGCAUGACAGUGAUGGUGAUGAUGAAGAUAAAUUCUCUCCUCUUGUUGUCCCUGUUUUUGAACAUCUGUCACGAGGCGAAGGUCUGCGAUGGUUCAAACUCUUUGUGACCGAUCUCUCGACAGCCGGUUCAUCCGUCUCUGGACUGAAUCUUUGACAGAUGUUUGUGCCUGUCGAUAAAUGAGCCACCGUAGCAAAACAGAGCGCCAAAACUUUUUGUGUAAAAAAAAAAACAAACAAAAAAAAACAACCUCUCCCAAAGAUGUCACAUUUGCUACUCACAGCACAGAUUUUGUCCUUCACUGUUCUGGCGCCAUCUGCUGGUGGCUUUGUGCGCUUGCAGGUGAAACUCAAAGAAUGAAAAAUGAAACUAAAUGAGAGGCUGUUUAAACGAAUUAAUCUCCUCGUUUUUUGUUUUUUUUUUGUCAGUGAGUCAGUGUGUUGAAUCAAAGGUUCUCUUGUGCACGUUCUGUUUUUUCUACAUCAGUGUUUUUUGGUAAGAACCCUCGGAUUGCUGCCUCACUAUUCUGUAUAUAUAGAGAAACACAUCACACACCUCACAGAGCUUAAAGACAUACUCUCAUAACCCGCAGCUGCGUUAUUUUGCAUUUACUCUUUAUUUUUCUGAACAUGAAAGAUGUUAGCAUUCUUACAGCAGUAUAAAGGUAUGAUUACUUCUCUAGCGGGGACGGGCUAAUCAGACAGACGAUGCAGAUUUCGAGGGGCUGCAGACCUCCCUGUACAUCAGGACCAGCCAUGAAUUCUCAAUGAUGCCAAAUGUUUUUUGAGCAGAGAACAUCUUUUAAUCUGUCUCUCUCUCUCUCUCUCUCUUCUCUGUCUCCUCCCCCCCCUCACCCCCGUUUCUCUUUGUACAUUUUUAUUUUCUAUUUAUUUAAAGCAGAAUUAUAUGGAUUGUAUCGAGCAUGGAAAGGCAAACAAAUGUUACAGAUGACAAACAAAUCACAGGCUUUUAUUUUACAGCAGUAUAUUUGUUUAUUCUAGGGAUCUGUUUUUCUCUCUUGUUUUUUUGGAAGAAAUAAAAAGUCAUUUUCCAUUCCUA
Messenger RNA from Labrus bergylta (ballan wrasse), 8905 nucleotides. Its product is annotated as phosphatidylinositol-binding clathrin assembly protein. Gene Ontology annotation, cellular component: clathrin-coated pit; clathrin-coated vesicle; extrinsic component of presynaptic endocytic zone membrane. NCBI's taxonomy places the organism in Eukaryota, Metazoa, Chordata, Actinopteri, Labriformes, Labridae. Gene Ontology annotation, biological process: synaptic vesicle budding from presynaptic endocytic zone membrane; clathrin-dependent endocytosis; clathrin coat assembly. The record is from RefSeq and is a predicted model, not a curated record. Gene Ontology annotation, molecular function: phosphatidylinositol-4,5-bisphosphate binding; 1-phosphatidylinositol binding; clathrin heavy chain binding.